GCGAAACAACAUUGGGAUAUGAAUACACUGGAAAAACAGCACCAGAUGUAAAUGAACAUACAAAUGCUCCCGAAGUUACGGAAAACAAUUUUGCCCCUUUCAUUUUAACCUCAGAAAAUCAUCUCACUAUUGCUAAUUCUUCCCAAGAAAACUCCACUUUAGUUGUUUCAUCCUCAGGAGAUUCCGCUCUUCAUGUUUCAUCACAAGAAAACUCAGCAUUUAUGCCAGUUACUCGUUCCGCAGAAAUGACAGAACAGGAUGAUGAAAUACAGCAAAUGUCACAACAGAAUUUACUACCGAUAGGUUCUGUUCUGAAGCAAAUAUUCGCAGCUCAGUUAUUGGAUCGAUUUCAACGCAUAGAAUAUUUGAUUAUGAACGUUUAUAUCAUUAACUGUGGACGAUGUCUGCCACAGAAAGUGUACUUAUCGUUCAUCUUUGGAGUAUAUGGUGCUGAUUAUCGCUUAUUAGAAUGGUCGGACGUGCAACUAAGAGAUGUUAUGAUCGUACUUCUACAACCACCAGAGAUACUGCUUCAAGGCAAAUUACCAACUGAUAUUUCAAUAAAUGAAAUAAAACAACGACCAUUGCAUAUUCAUUUGCGUGCGAUCGCGGUUAUCGAAGAGGAAAAACUGAAGAGCAAUAAUCGAUACUAA
Messenger RNA from Loa loa (African eye worm), 653 nucleotides. RefSeq lists its product as hypothetical. Lineage: Eukaryota; Metazoa; Nematoda; Chromadorea; Rhabditida; Onchocercidae. The annotation marks the transcript as partial. The transcript has 3 exons. The record is from RefSeq and is a predicted model, not a curated record.